Ornithorhynchus anatinus (platypus) is the source of this 2951-nucleotide messenger RNA. Its product is annotated as allantoinase, mitochondrial-like. Gene Ontology annotation, biological process: purine nucleobase catabolic process; allantoin catabolic process. Gene Ontology annotation, cellular component: cytoplasm. The record is from RefSeq and is a predicted model, not a curated record. The transcript has 12 exons. Lineage: Eukaryota; Metazoa; Chordata; Mammalia; Monotremata; Ornithorhynchidae. Gene Ontology annotation, molecular function: allantoinase activity; cobalt ion binding; zinc ion binding. The coding region runs from base 234 to 1679 and encodes 481 amino acids.
CAUUUUUUUAGCUUAUUUAACUAGUGACACACAGACUUAAGGCAGAUUUUCUGAGUGGUAACAGCUUUAACAAAGAACUAUUUUGUUUUUGCGCCUGUGUUUGUAUGUGGGAGAGAGAGAGAGAGAGAGAGAAAGAGCACUCUCGGGAGAAUACCUAAUCAAGGAAAUCGCAUGUCUACAGGAGAGUUCUUUAUCAACCUCUGUGGAGAUCACCCCCGUGGAAGGAUUUUCAAAUGUCUAAGCGAAGCAGUCAACCCACCCAAAUAGGGACGUCCGGAGUCGAGGUGGGUAUGGAAGUCACGAUUCUCCGAAGCAACAGAGUGGUGUUAAAUGACGAAGUAGUUCCAGCAGAGAUCCUGAUCUCCAGUGGCACCAUCACCAACAUUCUGCGGGGUGGAAGGCGAACCCAGAGCCACGUUGAAAAGGUGCUGGACGUUGGCGACUUAGUGGUUAUGCCUGGAGUUGUAGACUGUCACGUUCACAUCAACGAGCCGGGACGCACGGACUGGGAGGGCUACUACUCUGCCACACGGGCCGCGGCGGCCGGGGGCAUCACGACAGUGGUGGACAUGCCACUGAACUGUAUCCCUCCAACCACCACCCUGUCAAACUUUCAUACCAAGCUGGAGAAAGCCAGAGGACAGUGCCACGUGGAUGUGGCCUUCUGGGGAGGCGUGAUACCUGGAAAUCAGGCGGAGCUCGUGCCGAUGCUGAAAGCCGGAGUACUGGGGUUUAAGUGUUUCUUAAUCGCCAGUGGCGUGGAAGAAUUCCCCCAUGUCUGCUGCAAGGAUUUGGAAAUGGUGAUGAAUGAACUGCAAGGCACGGACAGUGUCCUACUGUUCCAUGCAGAAGAAGAACUGGAUCUGGAAGCUAAUACAACCGAGGACGCCGAUCCAUCGGAGUACAGCACGUUCCUAGCCACUCGUCCCGACUCCAUGGAGGUGGAAGCUAUCCAGACCAUCAGCCAACUCUGCCUACGGUACAAGGUGAGAUGCCACGUUGUACACCUCUCCACAGCUCAGGCCUUACCCGUCAUCAGAGAAGCUCGUCGCAAAGGGGCUCCCCUCACAGUAGAGACCACGCACCAUUAUCUCACCCUGGCUGCCGGUCACAUUCCUCCAGGGGGAACCUACUUUAAGUGUUGCCCCCCCAUCAGGAGCAAGAACAAUCAGGAACAGUUGUGGCUGGCCCUACGGAACAGAGAUAUUGAUAUGGUGGUCUCAGACCAUUCUCCCUGCACGCCGGACUUAAAACACUUGGACAGCGGGGACUUCCUACGGGCCUGGGGAGGGAUCUCCUCUUUGCAGUUAGGUCUCCCUCUCUUCUGGACCUCAGCAAGACGCAGAGGAUUUUCCUUGCGUGAUGUGGCUGAGCUGCUGUGUAAGAAUCCGGCCAAGCUGAGUGGACUGGGAUUGCGCAAAGGAUCCCUGUUGCCGGGUCUGGAUGCCGAUUUGGUGAUCUGGGAUCCAGAUGAGGAGUUCCAGGUGACUGAAAAUAUGAUUCAACACAAACACAAGCUGACCCCCUAUCUUGGAUUUCACCUCCAAGGAAAGGUCUUCGCCACCGUCUUACGCGGCAGGCUGAUCUAUAUGAAUGGGAAGUUCACCUCCACCGCUCAAGGUGACACACUUCUAGUGCCAAACAAAGUGCCUGGGAAAACUGCCGUAUCCUAUUAUUAAUGGGAUAUUUGCAGACGGUGACGGGAAGAUGGCCACCAUAUUCCUCGGAAGUCAAUCAAAGCCCCAGGUGGGGCUGAGUGGAUGAAAAGAGAAGAAAGUUUCUGGAGAAUGAAAUCCAAAAGCAAUCAGGGGAGGUCUAAAAUCAAAUCAAGUAACUCUAAGGGCCAACUUUUCAUUUAGAGUUCUGGUCAAAAAAGGUGGGGUUUGGAGCUUUUUUUGUAAUGAUAUUCUACCCCAGUUUUUAGAACAAUGGUUGACAAAUACAAUAAUAAUAAUAAUGAAAAUAAGUGUUAAGCACUAAUUAGGUGCCAGGCACUGUACUGGGCACUGGGGUAUAUACAAGAUAAUCAGGCCAGACAUAAAUCCCUGUCUCACUGGGGGCUCACGGUCUAAGAGGAAAUAGGAUUUCAGCCCCUGUGUGCACUAAGUUAAGGGACUUGCCCAAGGUCACAGUAAGCAAAUGGCAGAGCCAGGUCUAGAACCCACAUCCUCUGACUCUCAAGCCUGGGCUCUUUCCACUAGGUCUCACAGCUUUUAGUGGAGAAGAGGCAUCAUAAGAGGAGUUGAGGCUGGGAGAGGAAAGUGGGUUUGCAAAGAAGUAAUGGAUCAGAAAAGCAUAAUGUGUCUCCACUGGGACAUUUUAAGAUCAGCCCCUCUUAGAAGCUCUGAUUUUGUCAGUCUAAAUGAGUGAAGCUGAGAGUUGAGCCCCAAAAGAUGGAGUUGUCACUAACAUCCAGGAAUGGAACGAGUGAAAAUGAGGCCCUGGGUCCCUAACUGCUAGGGCUCUCUUUCCUCUUUCUUUCAUGUUGGCUUCAAUGUAAAAUAUGUUUCUUGACCUACCAACUUUAGAGAACUAUUUGGAGGCAAGUCGCAGGCAAGAGGCGAGGAGGGAAAAGAGGAGAGUGGAUUGAGUAGAAAGGUGCAUUCCCAACCGCUAGACUGUGAGCUCCUUGUGGGCAGGAAUGUGUCUGUUGUUAUACUGUACUCUCCCAAGAGUUUAGUACAGUGCUCUGCACACACUAAGUGCUCAAUAAAUAUGAUUGCAUGAAUGAAUAACCUAGACAGAAAUGUGGAGUUGAACCCUAUACGCUAUAUACAACAAAAUCACAGCUAAAAAAAAUCAACUAAGCAACAUCGACAAGAGUAACGUGCCAAGAGAAAAGUUCACGCAAGCCAGAAGUUUAGAUAAAAAUCUGACUCCAUAUUUUUCCGCGAGUGAAAAGUGUUUAAUAAGCAAAAAAGCAAAUUCUAUUAAAGUCGUCGUGCCAGUUG